Messenger RNA from Dimorphilus gyrociliatus, 1842 nucleotides. Lineage: Eukaryota; Metazoa; Annelida; Polychaeta; Dinophilidae. The record is from the annotation of a GenBank genome assembly.
GUUAUAGUGUGAGAAAGUCUAAACAUUAGAAUGAAGGCUCUUCUUCUGUUAACAUUUGUUGCUUAUACCAACGCGCAAUGGCUUUCCGAAUGUGGAGAGUCUAAAUAUCCUAAUCCCGCUCCUGAGCAACAAACUGACCGAUUUGGCAGGGUCGUUGGAGGUUGGGAAGCUAGAGUCAAUGAAUUUCCCUAUCAGAUUAGCUUAAGAGAAUUUGGAAGUCAUGCCUGCGGUGCUGUUAUCGUUAACGAGGACUGGGUUUUGUGUGCUGCUCAUUGUACUGACGGAAACGCUAGAGAUUACGAAGUAGUUGCUGGAGAACAUUACAGAAGCUCCCCAAAUGCCGCUGUUCAAGUAAUUCCAGUUUUGCAAAUUAUUAAUCACGAAUUUUAUGAAGAUCCACUUGAAGACUCAAAUGAUAUUUCCCUCCUCCGUUUGGCUAACAAAAUAGUUUUUAACGAGAAUGUUCGUCCUGCCUGCUCUCCUAGAGAAGUUGAUUAUGUUGACAAUACUGUUACAGUUUCUGGAUGGGGAACAACAUUUUCAGGUGGAUCUGUUACCGAUGAAUUGAGAUACACUAAUGUUCAAGUUCAAUCAAAUGAUGAUUGUGCAUUGUCUUAUCCCGGGGAGAUUGAUGAGAGUAUGAUAUGUGCUGCUGCUCCAGGAAGAGAUACCUGCCAAGGAGAUUCUGGUGGUCCAAUGGCUUAUAACAACAAUGGAAAAUUUGAAGUUGUCGGUUUGACUUCAUGGGGAAGAGGAUGUGCCCAACCGGGUUUUGCUGGAGUAUAUGCCAGAGUAAGUGCUCAACUCGAAUGGAUCAAAACAAACACCCAAUAAACUUCACAAUUUCAAAUAAAAUGAUCUUUUAGAUGAAAUUAAUUAAGAAUAUAUGUAAUUAAGGCAGCUCUAUGAUUAAUACAUGUAUAUACCAAAAGAAUUCACGCUUUUUAAUUAUAGAAAAACUGAACAUAAGCCAUUAUUAAUAAUAAUAUGAUUCAGUGUAAUAUUUUACAACUCGCAAUGAUAACCUACUUAAUUUAAAAUUGACCUACAUUAAGAUAUAUUUUUUAUUAAUCAUUUAAAUUUCAAACGAAAAGAGUAAACUUCGCUAAAUGGUUCAUACCACAUCAUGUCGUAGCAAACCCGAAUAAGAAAGGGUUACGCAUAGUCUACGAUUGCGCGGCAAAAUAGCGCGGAAGAAGUGUCAACGAUACGAUUUCAACAGGCGGGAGGUUUGUGGGAGAUAUUCCUUUAACAUUGACAAUUGGAGGAGCGGCAACCACUACGUAAUAGGCGACAUAAAGGCGCUGUUCCACCAAGUGAACCUUAAAGAAUUGGAUAGACAAUAUUUUGGUUUACUAUAUUGGCCCCCUGGAGAGCCAAAGGCAAGAGAGAACAUAGUCGAAUAUGUAGUGACAAGGCACGUGUUCGGUGCAAAGGAUAGCCCCUACGUGGUCUCAGCAACCCUGAGAAAGGUACUGAAGGCCUCCCACCUGUCGAGAGAAGAGAGGGAGGGAGAUAGAAAGGAGUUUCUACGCGGAUGACCUGAUCCUGGCAUCCAACAAUGAAGAAUACCUAGCUGAGGUGUUGGAGAAGGUACUGAAGGCUCUAGACAAUUACUUCACACUCAUCAAGCUGGCAACUAACUCAACAGAAAUUAGAAAGAAGAUCCCACUCAAAAGAAAAUUAUAUUAUAUUAUAAUUAUAAAUUAAGUGACGUUAGCAAGGUACAAAAGACAGUGAAUGUAUUAGAACAGUGUGACAAAGCAAAGAGUAAUUAAAAGAUAAUUUUAGACGGAAUUGUCCACAAUUCCGUAAUACAAGCGAAAAAUAAAUCUUGUAAAU